Cucurbita maxima (winter squash) is the source of this 279-nucleotide messenger RNA. RefSeq lists its product as uncharacterized. The record is from RefSeq and is a predicted model, not a curated record. Lineage: Eukaryota; Viridiplantae; Streptophyta; Magnoliopsida; Cucurbitales; Cucurbitaceae. The transcript has 3 exons.
AUGAAAGGUUUAUGGACAAUUAAUAACAGUUCAGAAGCAAAGGUAAAAUCUCCACUAUUUGAGAAGAUCAUAGUUCCUUUCAAGCUGCUUUGUCUUCCAUCGAGCUCGGCGAUUUUGAAACCACACAGCCACUUGCCUUGGCUGCAGACCCAGUUUCCGGCGCUUCUUCUCAGGCGGUUGGUCAUCGUAGUAGUCGUCGUCGAACAGGUCAUCCGGUGAGCUGAAAAAGGGUCGCCUCUUUGAAGUUUCCUCCAUCCCCAUCGCGAACCUUGGUUCUAA